GGUUGUUAUAAGGAGAAAACAUACAGAAUUUUAAGUAUUUGUGAACAAAAACAAGUAAACAUGCCUAGUGGGCCUAAAUCUAACAAGUACUCUAACCGUCACAGCGAGGAAGCUCGCAAGUGCGAGCAAGAGCGCCUCUUGGAGUUCAAGAAGGCGCAGGAGGCCGCCCAAGAAGAUGCAAAGUGGACUAGUAACGCCAAGGUUCCUAAAAGGAUGGAAAAGCAACGUGAGCAGGAGCGUAAAGCAGAAGAAAAAUCCAUUCGUGAUGCUGAAAAGCGUGAACAACUCUCAAUGGAAGAGGCUGAGCAUUCCAAGGGAAAACUCCCAGCUCAUAUCCAGAAGCGUGAGCUUCAGAAGAACUUGAGCAAGGCACUGGCCGCAUAUGAUAAAGAGCGUGACUUAGUGCGGGGUUCUAUAAAUCAAACCAAAGCCAACGCUACGCAUGACACUAAUAAUAUCGAAUUAACGAUGAGUAAUAAAAAUCAUCAGGCUAAGGUGGAGUCAUCGGAGGACCCGGCCCUGAUUGCUUCCAGCAAAACCGUAGGCGCGAUGUUGAAGAGUCCUCGGUCUCAGCAGCAAGCGAUUCCAGAGAAUCGCCACAUUGGGAAACGUUCGAAGACUCUGUACAAGACCUUUUACAAAGAGCAAUUCGAAAAGGUCAAAAGUGAGCAGCCGAAUUUGCGUUUAGCCCAGUACAACGACAUUAUUUGGAAGAUAUGGCAAAAGUCCUUGCUCAAUCCAUUUGUGUUGCGCAGUGAGGCCCGUGAUCAGGCCCGUUUGGAUGCGAAUCGCAAGUGGCUUGAAGGGGAUGACUCGGAUGAAGAAGAUGAAGAUACUAGUGAAGCGAAGUGAGUUAUGAAGUAUUUUGAACAUACACGGGCUCAUUCCACUGUAGAGGUGGAAGUGAUAAAAAAUAUUCCAACCUAUUAACCUUCUGUUUUAGAUUAUUUUCAUCGCAUAUCUCAAAUUUUGAUGAUCUUUCUCUUUUAUUUUCUAUGAAUUCUUUAUUUUUCCAAAUAUUUAAGUGAGCAUUCAACUAAUUAUUCGAUAAUCAUGAAAAAAAAGUAAUUUAUCAUCUUUUGCU
This is a messenger RNA of Phytomonas sp. Hart1, 1084 nucleotides long. The record is from the annotation of a GenBank genome assembly. Lineage: Eukaryota; Euglenozoa; Kinetoplastea; Trypanosomatida; Trypanosomatidae.